CAUCACGACGGCAACCCAGCAUUCGACCGCUGCGACCAUUCCACCCCGCCAGAUCGCACUGCUCGCGCCGGCAUAUUCGAUGCGGAUGAGAUUAAUUGCCGCGAAGGACUCGUGAACAACGCGCCACAACUCCGAAGUCGUGAUAUCCCUGAGUCGAGCCUUAGAAUCAUCAGGCAAGCAGAUGCGCUGCGAAAAUCCCGAUCAAUGACUACCCUCGUACGAACGCGAAUUCAAAUUCCUCUAGAGACGCUGAGCAUGAGCCAACAACCUACAGCGCGAAGAAGAAGCAAGCGGCUGGCUGCGUAUGAUGAAGAAGAUGGCGACUUUAUAUUCACACGUGGAUCGAAACGAACGAAGACUGCGCCGGUAGAACCAGAGCCCGCCCCCGCGCCAGCUCCUCGACCGAAGAAGACCAGAACGACAAAGGAGGUAAAGGAGGUGAAGGAGGUAAAGGAGGCAAAGGAAGCAAAGGGAGCAAAGGGAUCAAAGGAAGCAAAGGAACGCGAUGAGGAGCCGGCUCCGACGGCGAAGAAGCCCAGAGGGCGCAAAAUGAGUUUUUCGACGCCCAAGGUAGAGAAGGAUACCAUCAGCGUGCCGAGGAGAAGGAAAAGUACGCGUUCGUCUACAGCGAAGAAUGGUGAGAGCAGCACUCCUCAAUCCGGGACAGCGCCGGCCGACUACGAUAGCAUUGAUUUGGUUGGCGCGGAGGCACCGGAUAGGUCGAUUGUGGAGGUCAGCAAGCAAUCUACCGUGAUCUCGUUACCAUUCAGCGAUACGCCAAUAAUCAAUAGAAAUAAGGAGCUGAGAAAGAAAGGCAAUGGCACGCGGAGGAGUAGUUUGGGAAUGCGAGGGCGAAGAGCGAGUUCUCUGAUAGAUAAUGGGCAUAGCGCAAUCCCACAUCGCGAGGUGGAAACGUCGGAGUUUUACAAGCACAUUGAGGCUGAUGGAUUGAGUGAGCCAAGAAGAAUGAAACAACUCUUGACUUGGACGGGAGAACGGGCGCUAGGAGAGAAGCCGUCUCACGGUGAUCCAGACAGUGCGGCCAACUUAGCAGCGCGAGUAAUCAAGGAAUCUCUUCUCAAGGAUUUUGCCAACAAAUCAGAAUUCUCAGAUUGGUUUAAUCGAGAAGAAACCGAGCCGGCAAAGGUUGUCAAAAAGCCAAAUCCACGAAAUGUUGAGAUUGAGGAGAAUUUAGCAGGAUUGGAAGAAAGAAUCAAGAAGCUAAAAGAAGAACGAGAUGAAUGGAAAGCUCUCGCGAAACCGCCUCCCCCUCUCCCCCCACUCUUCUCAGAUGAUUCCAUAGAUCUAUCUCCCUCACAAAUCGACGCCUCACUCCUCGACCCCGAACAAGCCGCCAUUCUCGCCACAGUAGCCGAGUCAUCAGCACUCGACCUUCGAAAUCAAGUAUCCAAACAGCUGAGAUCUAUACAAGCGGGCUUGGAAUUCAGGGUCGAUCAGUUCGCAGAUGGAGUCCAUAAAUUAGAGCAAUACCAAGAAACGGCUGGCCGAGUUGCAGAUAAGUUCCUUGCGAUCAGUUCUAUGCGGUUAGAAGAAAGGGAUCGGAAAGAGAAGGAGGCGGUAGGCACGCGGGACUUGCCUAUGCAAGAAGUGUUGAGGAGCCUGAGUAGGAUCUUACCUGAAGGGGGGAGCGGAAAUGGACGAUGAGAGAUGGAAAUCGGCUUAAAGCCGACUAUAUUGAGAACCCAAUGUUUUUCUGGGGGCUGGGUGGGAUUCGGCUUGCACGCACGAGGCACGUUUACAAGAGUUUUGGAGUUGCAUUCACGAGGAGCAUUAUGAGCAAUGGUGCUUGGGAUUUGGACACAGUUAUUGU
Amorphotheca resinae ATCC 22711 is the source of this 1831-nucleotide messenger RNA. RefSeq lists its product as hypothetical. Gene Ontology annotation, cellular component: MIS12/MIND type complex. Gene Ontology annotation, biological process: cell division; mitotic sister chromatid segregation. The record is from RefSeq and is a predicted model, not a curated record. The coding region runs from base 205 to 1665 and encodes 486 amino acids. Lineage: Eukaryota; Fungi; Ascomycota; Leotiomycetes; Helotiales; Amorphothecaceae. The transcript is spliced from 4 exons.